AUGAAGCCCUUCUCGCGGAGCCUCCAGAGGGACCUGGACGCCGCAGUCAACGACGUUGACGGCAAGCAGCACUCCGCCGACGACGGCGAUGGCAAGCAGAACACCGAGAGAGGCCUCCGGCGGCCGUCCCGGCUCUUCUACCUCGCGCUCCUCUACACCGUCUUCUGGGCCAUGGUAUUCUACCACCACUUCUCCACCAGCGUGCAAAAAUCAGGCAGCGCAACGGUGGCAGCGCCCACCGUGCUCCAGCUCAAGCCGUCGGCGUUCUUCUCGGUGCCCCGCUUCUUCCUACGGGACCCAUGCGCCGGCCGGUACGUGUACAUGUACGACCUGCCGCCGCGGUUCAACGCCGACCUCGUCCGCCAGUGCCACCGGGUCUCGGCCUCCUCCGACGUGUGCAAGGACGUGUCCCACGACGGGUUCGGCCCGCCCAUCACGGGCGGCGGCGAGGGCGGGUCGCUGCCGGAGCGGGGCGCCUACGACACCGACCAGUUCAUGCUGAGCAUCAUCUUCCACGCCCGGAUGCGGCGGGACUACCGGAGCUACUCCGUCUUCAUCCAUCACGGCGACGUGGUCGGCCGCAACGUCAGCAUCGAGGAGGUGCUCCGUAGGAUACCGCCGGAGAAGGUGGCGCAGAUGCGGGAGCGGGUCAUCCAGCUUAUACCCACCGUGAUGUACCGGCACCCGGCGGCCCAGGGGGUUACGUUCAAAGACGCGUUCGACGUCGCCCUUGAGCGUGUCGUCGACCGGGUGGCCAAGCGCCGGCGCGCGGCGGCCGAGGGACGCGAGUACGUGGACGGCGUCGACGGAGCUGAUAGCUGGAAGUACGACUUGCUAGAGGAUGGGCAGACCAAGGUAGGUCCCCAUGAGUUUGAUCAAUAUCUGUAA
Messenger RNA from Triticum turgidum subsp. durum (durum wheat), 888 nucleotides. Lineage: Eukaryota; Viridiplantae; Streptophyta; Magnoliopsida; Poales; Poaceae. The record is from the annotation of a GenBank genome assembly.